Epinephelus lanceolatus (giant grouper) is the source of this 9668-nucleotide messenger RNA. RefSeq names its product membrane-associated phosphatidylinositol transfer protein 2. Lineage: Eukaryota; Metazoa; Chordata; Actinopteri; Perciformes; Serranidae. Gene Ontology annotation, molecular function: phosphatidylcholine intramembrane carrier activity; phosphatidylinositol transfer activity; phosphatidylcholine binding. The record is from RefSeq and is a predicted model, not a curated record. Gene Ontology annotation, cellular component: cytoplasm. Gene Ontology annotation, biological process: phospholipid transport.
CCAAGAUUCACCAUGCUUAUCAAGGAGUACCGCAUCCCCAUGCCCAUGAGUGUGGAGGAGUACCGCAUCGCUCAGCUCUAUAUGAUCCAGAAAAAGAGCAGAGAAGAGAGCUGUGGUGAAGGUAGCGGGGUGGAGAUUCUCGAGAACAAGCCCUACACAGAUGGCCCGGGUGGGACGGGCCAGUACACCCACAAGGUUUACCAUAUUGGCAUGCACAUUCCCAGCUGGUUCCGCUCCAUCUUGCCCAAAGCAGCACUGAGGGUUGAAGAGGAGUCCUGGAACGCCUACCCUUACACCCGCACCAGAUACACCUGUCCCUUUGUUGAGAAGUUCUCCAUUGACAUUGAGACCUACUACAAGCCCGACACAGGCAACCAAGCAGAUGUCUUCAACAUGUCUGCAGUAGAGAAGAGGCAGAGGACUAUUGACCCAAUCGACAUAGUGACAGAUCCCAUUCCCCCUCAUGAGUACAAAGCAGAGGAGGACACACGGCUCUACAAGUCGGCGAAGACCCAGCGGGGUCCUCUGCGGGACGACUGGAUAGAAGAGUACAACAAUAACCCAGGGAAGACCCCCAUCAUGUGUGCCUACAAACUCUGCAAGGUGGAGUUUCGCUACUGGGGCAUGCAGUCUAAGAUUGAACGCUUUAUCCAUGAUGUUGGACUGAGAAAGGUGAUGGUGCGUGCCCACCGGCAGGCCUGGUGCUGGCAGGAUGAGUGGUACGGUCUGACCAUGGAGGACAUCCGGCAGCUGGAACUGGAGACCCAGCUGGCCCUGGCCACAAAGAUGGCCCAAUUCAGUCAAGCAGAAGAGGCCACAGAAGCCAACGGCGGUGCUCCGUCUCCGGACAAAGACCAGGAGGCUAAAGAGGCGAUCAGCUCCAUUGAAGCUGAAGAGGUGGUUGUCAGCUCAGGAGGAGAGACUCUCCAGCCACGAGGUGUACUCACCAAGCAGUGGUCCACUUCAUCCAGAUCCUCCCGCUCAUCAAAGAGAGGAGUGAGCCCGUCACGUCACAGCAUCUCAGAGUGGAGGAUGCAGAGCAUAGCGCGAGACUCAGACGACAGCUCGGAUGAGGAGUUCUUCGACGCCCACGAGGAUCUCUCAGAUGGCGAGGAGGUCCUCCCGAAGGAAAUUGCCAAGUGGAACUCCAACGACCUCAUGGACAAGAUUGAAGCUGCAGAUACCGAGGAAACUCCUGGUGAGCUGUUCAAGGAAAUGACAGUGGAUUAUGAAAGAGCAACCAGCGAGGAAAGACUAGAUGAGAUGCGUGGCUCUGUUAGCGGCCAAGUCGAUAGCUCUCCCAUUCCCACCAUCAUGGUAACAAGGCACCAGUCAGAGAGCUCGUCUCAGCAGUGUCUGCAGCCUUCCAAGAUCCAUGUGCUGAUCUUGGUUCUGCACGGAGGGAACAUCCUGGACACAGGCGGAGGCGACCAGAACAGCAAGCAGGCCGACGUCAACACGAUUAGUACAGCUUUCGACACAGUCAUGCGUGUUCACUACCCCGCGGCGCUGGGACGCAUCGCCAUCCGCUUGGUACCCUGCCCUGCCAUCUGUGCCGAGGCCUUCUCCCUGGUGUCCAACCUGAGCCCGUACAGCUACGAUGAGGGAUGUCUCUCCAGCAGCCAGGACCACAUUCCCCUGGCAGCUCUCCCCCUCUUGGCCACCUCUUCGCCACAGUACCAGGAGGCUAUGGCCACCGUCAUCGUCAGGGCCAACCAGGUUUACACAGACUUCAUAAAGUCUCUGGAUGGGGCAGCUUUCUCUGGCCAGGUAUGCCUCAUUGGGGACUGUGUAGGAGGAAUCUUGGGAUUUGAUGCACUGUGCAGUAGCAAUCAGACAGUCAAUGAAAGCCAGAACAGCAGUCGCAGGGGAAGUGUCGUCAGUGUACAGGACCAGGACCUCCUCUCUCCUGGCAUCAUUGUCAACAGCGGCCAUGGGUCGGCCUCGCCAACCCUGGAGGGCAGCCGUCACCUCAGUCGCAGUAACAUCGACAUCCCUCGUGCCGCCGCAGGUGACGACACCAAGCGACAACUGCCACGUAAGAGGAGUGACUCCUCCACCUACGAGCUGGACACAAUAAAACAGCACCAGGCCUUCCUGACCAGCUUACACUCCAGUGUUCUGCGGAGUGAUGCUGUGUCACGCAGGUCGAGCAGCAGCACGAUGCUGGAUGGGGGCUCCCUGGGGAAGUUUGACUUUGAGGUGUCUGACUUUUUCCUGUUUGGCUCUCCACUGGGUUUGGUUCUUGCCCUGAGAAAGACUGUCAUUCCUAUGUUGGAUGUGGCCCAGCUGCGGCCUGCCUGUCAGCAGGUCUAUAACCUGUUCCACCCAGCUGAUCCCUCAGCCUCCCGCCUGGAGCCUCUGCUGGAGAGGAAGUUUCACCUCCUGCCUCCCUUCAAUGUACCCCGUUACCAACGCUUUCCCCUGGGAGAUGGAAACUCCGCCCUACUGGUGGAGACAGUCCAGAGCAACGCUCAGCUGCUACUUGACAGCGGGCCUCCCCUGUCCCUUCGCUGUCAGGAGACCAUCAGUGAGACCUGCAUCCCUGUGCCUGUGCUAAACUGGCAGGAGGGCUCCCUCAAAGCCACACCCGCCACUGUGGAGUCGGAUGUUGUUCAGUCUCAUGGUGGUGUCUUCAUGGACAGUUCGUACCCCUCAUCCCCCGUAACGGGCCCCCUCUCCCGGGGCCAGCGGAGGGCCAGUGAGGUCAGCAUUGCCAGCCAGGUCUCAGGAAUGGCAGACAGUUACACUGCCACCAACAUAGCCAACACCAAGUCAUGCCAAAUUAACCAGUCCAAAAAGUUCAGCCUUUUGUCACAACUCGCCCUUUCAUCGCCAAACAAAUUCUUCCUGAAAAGUCCUCCUAAAUCCCGUAAGAAAGCAGUGGCUGCUGGUCAGGCUGCGGGAUCUCCUGACGCCGAUCUAGUGGCAGAUCUGGACAGUGAGACUAGUGAAACUCUAAGUCCCAUUGGCCAGUACGAGAACUGCCUGUCAGCUGGGCUGGACUGUGCUAUAUCUGAUCUGGUCUCACUGGACUCCCAGGCUGAAGUGGACCAAGUUGCAGCACGUUGGUGGGGCACAAAGCGGCUGGAUUUCGCCCUGUACUGCCCCGACGCUCUGACCGCUUUCCCCACAGUGGCUUUACCGCACCUCUUCCACGCAUCAUAUUGGGAGUCCACCGAUGUUGUGUCUUUCCUCCUGAGACAGGUCAUGAGGCAUGACAACUCUAGCAUCCUGGAACUUGAUGGGAAGGAAGUGUCUGAAUUCACUCCCUCCAAACCUCGGGAGAAGUGGCUCCGCAAGAGGACCCAUGUGAAGAUCAGGAACGUGACUGCUAACCAUCGUGUAAAUGACGCCGUGUUCACAGAAGACUCCCAGCAGGUCGUGACCGGUCGCUUUAUGUAUGGCCCUCUGGACAUGGUCACUUUGGCCGGGGAGAAGGUUGACCUCCACAUCAUGACCCAGCCUCCAUCAGGAGAGUGGGUGUACUUCAACACAGAAGUGACCAACAGCAGCGGCCGUGUGUCUUUUGUCAUCCCAGAGGACAAACGUCUGGGUAUCGGGGUCUACCCAGUCAAAAUGGUUGUCAGGGGCGACCACACAUUUGCAGACAGCUACCUGACAGUUAUUCCACGUGGCACAGAGUUUGUGGUGUUCAGCAUCGACGGGUCAUUUGCUGCCAGCGUGUCAAUCAUGGGCAGUGAUCCCAAAGUGCGGGCAGGAGCUGUGGAUGUUGUCAGGCACUGGCAGGAUUUAGGCUAUUUGAUCAUCUAUGUGACAGGACGACCGGACAUGCAGAAGCAGCGGGUCGUGGCUUGGUUAUCUCAGCACAACUUCCCUCAUGGCAUCGUCUCCUUCUGUGACGGCCUGGUCCACGACCCGCUCAGACACAAGGCCAACUUCCUCAAGUCGCUGACGGAGGCACACUUGAAGAUUUUCGCUGGCUACGGAUCAACCAAAGACAUCUCAGUCUACACCUCCAUUGGCCUCCCUCCUUCCCAAAUAUACAUCGUCGGUAGACCGUCCAAGAAGAUGCAGCACCAGUGCCAGUUCAUCACAGAAGGAUAUGCAGCUCAUUUGUCACAGCUGGAGUACAGCCACCGCUCUCGGCCAGCCAAGUCCAGCAGCGCACGCAUGGUCCUGCGUAAAGGCAGCUUCGGCUUGGGUGCAAACAGCGACUUUCUAAGGAAGAGGAACCACCUGCUGCGCACCAUCUCCUCCCAGCCGGCCCCCAGCUCCCCAACAGGCAACAUCCACAACAGGCCAGAACGCACACAGAGCCAAUCCGACGGCGAGCGGCUGGAGCGAGAGCGGCUGGAGUGCGCUCACAGCUACAGCCAGGGAGCAACGCAGCGCAGCAUGAGCAUCACAGCCGGCUGCUGGGGCCGCAGCAGCAGCACCAAGCUGGAACACGGUGUUCUCAGCCCCAAAUGAGAUAAGGGAGAUGAUGGGAGAGCAUCUUUGGGAGAGUGACUUAAAAAUACAGUGCUGAAGAAGAGACCCAUGAUGAAGAGAAAUGCAAAGAGUGAAAAACAGUUGGCUUGCACCAGAUGGGUAGAUACAACAAUGACAACAAUAGGUGCUACAAACCACUCUUUGUAAACUAAUGCCAGUCACACUCCACACAUAUAUUUAUGAACAGAGGCUAUGGCUAUAUUUAUUAUACAACACACACAACUCAACAGGCAUUUCAAAGAGCAUCUUCCUGAAACAGGAACAUGCACACAAAUAGACAUACAGUAGCUUAUAUUGUAGGGAUCCAGACUGUUUCUACUGUUUAGUAAAUAUUUAUUAGUCUUGAAUACGAGGUCAGUUUUCCUCCUACAGUGGGCUUUUAGAUUGGAGAUGGUUACACAGACAAGCACCCCGAUGCUAUAUACUGCAAACAACUCAAAGUGGUUACAGACAGCCUGUAUCAGGUCCAAGUGCUGAUACUGCACUGUAACUGAGUACUGCCAACACAAGCACAGCAAUUACUAUAAAGAUAUAAACUUUGUGCAUAAUAGUUUUAAAGCUUUGUCCUUUUAAUGUGAUAAUCAGAUACAUUCACGUCUGGGAGCAGAGCGUAGAAUCAGGUAAAACUGGAUUGUUUGUUUUCGAAGUGUGACCAAACAAACACACAAUCAUUUUGCUAAAAAAUAUCUUUUUCAGUUUUGUUUUGUUUUUUAGAAAAAGCAUCAUCAUUUAUCAGCAUUAAAAAUAGGGCUGCGUGUCAUUUAAACAAUCAUGAUAACAGUACAAGUAGAGUAUUUCAUUAAUUCAUUCAUCAUGUGAAUGGAGUGGCGUGUAGUAUAGCUGUACUUUUAAACGUUUAGGUGGCAUCUCCGCACACUAAAAUCCCAACUCUGUCACAAACACCGCACUCAACUACUCACCAAGUACAGAGAAUUCGCCUGCACACACAUACAGUGACAGAGCGCGCAUCACGCGGCUAACGUUACCCAACAGUUACGUUCAUCGUCAGAGUUGGGUCAUUCUUUGUGGUCAGUGUUUUUACCCAGCUGGCACCGGAUGUCAAUAUGACGUCAGAAAGACAUUGGACUCUUACAUCAGACACACAAUAAAUUUUGGUUGGCAUGAAAAUCAGGUUUACAAUAUUUUAAAUAUCUGACAACGUUAAAAUUUUAGAUUGUGUGGACGUUAGUGUUAGGCGACCUUGAGUGGCUUGAAAGGCGCCCUAACAAAUAAAAUGUAUUAUUAUUAUUAUUAUGACAAUUUGCAGACAUUGGAUUUGUUCUCUACACUUCACGACUAAAUGUAGUUGUCAUACGUCAAGAUGAUGUUGGCAUGAGACGUUUGGAAGACACUGGAUUUUGGUUACGUAACAACACAACUUAAAACCAACAAAUUUCUGUCAUCAGUAUUCUACGGUAGAUUGACGUUGGCAUUAGACGUCCUGAUAUUAAAUUUUGGUCACCCAACAUCACAACCUAAAAUUCAACCAAGUAUCAAUGUCUAACGAAGAUUGUGUUGGAUGUUAGCUGUUCCUGCUGUGUUAGUUUGGGCUUAACAGGCAGACAGUGAACUGAUGCUCUCGUUCUGUGGGAGGAGAGCAACUCAGGAGAUGGCAGCAACAGAAAGUUUUCUGAUCUGGCAGGGAAUCAGGAUCAGUCUGGGAUCAGAUCCCAGGGAAAAAAAGAACCGAAUGCAGGUAUCAUUUGGAGACAUUCAUUCAUAGUGAGUUAUUUCAGUUGAUACCUUAGAGGUACCGAUACCUAGUCCUAAUUAAAAACAAUGUUUGGGGGCAUAAGUGGCUUAGCAGGCGCUCCAUGUACAGAGGCUCCGUCCUUGCUGCAGUGGCCCGGGUUCGACUCCAGCUUACGGCCCUUUGCUGCAUGUCAGCCCCCCCUCUCUCUCCACCUUCACACACUUAACUGUCCUAUCCAUUAAAGGCAAAACAAUGUUUGUCUUGUGAGUCAACAUGAAAUGAUUUGAUCGAUACUGGUACUUGAAGCAUUCACAAACAGCAAAUAACAUUUUCACAACCCGUACAGUCCAGUUUUGCUUGUUUUCUAGUCGCCCCUCAGACCAAAGAACCAUCCAAAUAUCACAUGAAGCAAACUGCGAAAUUACCCUUUAAUUAUGGUUGCAGCUGAAACUGUUCCUCGAAUUUUAUAGCGUCUCACCACAUCUCACCGCACUGCGCUGCUGACCCUUCCUGAAUCAAUACCGUGAGACUCAGCCGUAGGGAGAACUCCUAACACAGUCCGAUUAAUGUGCCAAAGUUAACAGUAUAGAAUGAUAUGCUGUACAUGUACAGAGAGGAAGUGAUUUAAGGUCUCCUGUGUAAAAAUCGAACAGAUUGUGUAAGUAUGUAAUCGAACGGCUUCAAGAGGCUUGUACAUAAUUGUUAUAUUACAGUGCAGAUCUGGUAUCUGGUCCACUGAAGACCAGUUUCAAGUGUCUUCUUCACUCUGGGGGUAAACACCGCCUCAUUCAGGAUACACUUUAAUGAUUGACGAUGAUAAUUAUUGUUAUUUAAGAUUAUAGAUAUUUUAAAAUGUAUUUUGUGAACAAAAUGUGUUUUAAGAUUACUUUAGCUAUGCUGUGUUUUUUUUUUCUUCUCUUCAAACUUCAGUUGCAGCAGCCAAAACUCAAAGAGGUCUUUGCCUGGCACAGUAUUGUAUUUUUAUUAUGUUAUCUUGCAGAUCACCAGAAUUGUAUCAACAGAACUGCUAUCUUGUGUCAUAUAUUGUAUGUUAUCUAUUUUGGAAAUUUGGGAUAUGGCUUCUCUCUGGUUAUCCCUAAGCUGUAAAUGAGGCGUUGAAUGUGCUCAUAGAUAAUCCUCCUUAGGUUAAGGUCUUUUUUCUCUGUUCUGCCUUUAGAGGAAGAAAAAUCUGCAAAUUGUAAAUUCUGUACAAUAUGCUGUCGGAAGUAGGAACACAGAGCUAAGACUUUCUUUAUGCUGUUUGCCAUUUAUUUUAUGAAAUGGGUUAAAAAAAGAAAUGUGAUUUUAUUCAUUCAAAUGAUGUUUAUUUGUCCCUCUAAUAGGCAUGUAGAGAGCUGACUGCAAUGGACCAAUAUGGGCUUAAAUGUAAGGGAAACGUGCAAUAUUUCUCAACCGCACCACAAGCUCAAACAGACUGUGUUGAGGAAAUGUCGCAGUGCAUUGACAAUCAGUUCAACAGGCACAUGUUCUACAAGCGUCAAAGUGCAGAGGGAAUCUGAACACAUCUUUGCACUCAGCAAACACAGGGUACACAUUAAACAUUUGUAGAAUCCGUUAAAAAAAGGGGGAGAUUUCUCACAAGAAAGUGCCACAACCCUGAUAAUGAUGAGAUACUACAGUAGGUUUUCGGUUGCCAGUUUAUUAGGUACACCUGUCAAAAAAGAUUGCAGUCUUGAAUCAACUUAAAACUGUAGUUGGUGAGUUGUAUAGAAGAAAAACUUUGUCAUAUUUGCUGAAACUGUCGCUGUAUCCACACAGUAGUACAUGAGACAGAUCAUCAUGCUCCUCUGCCUACUCGUACUGCUUCUACUAGCCUUACUGAGUAUGAACGAAAUAACCAGUUAGAGCAGAGGAGUCUCUAACUCAGAUGUCACCCAUGUCAAUCGCAGCUCGUAAACAUGCAGGCAAAAUGUCAAACUGAUUAAAUAUGAAUCAAGAUCCUGUCGCUGCAUUACCUAUUUCUUGCCUCAAAUGUUUUCAGAAAGAUAUUUUUGUAUACUGUUUAGCUGUAAAAUGAGAAAGUAUGUGAUCCGGCGGCCAUCGAAAUAGUCGAGCAUCAAGCACUGCCCACUAACUAGAUCACAGAUGUAUAAAUGAAAUUAGAUAAAAUGUUUGUAGCAGUUCAGACCUCACAAAUUCAAGUUUAAGAUAAUUAAAUGACUUUCAAGGCCUUUCUAUUAUAAAAUUGAAUUUAAGACAUUAAAGACUCUUUAAGGACGUGUAGACACCCUGUGUUUCUGAAAACAUUUCAGUUUAAAAUAAGGGAUUUGAUCUACACUGUCGAGUUUGACAGUUUGACCUCAGUUCGCUAUCAGUGACAGACAUGAUUGAGAACUGAGUUAGAGACUCAGCUCUGAUUGGUUGUUUCCGGUGCACAGCAGCAGAUUCUAGCCAAUGCAGUUAGAGACGAUGAGAAGGAGAGACAUGAUUGUUUUCACCAACUAUCUGUCUCAUAUAAUACUUUGUGGAUUUAGUGACAGUUUCAGCAAAUGUACCAAAGUUAUUUUCAUUAAAGGUACCAAAUGUAACUUUAAUAGGCAUUGUGGUAGCUGUCGUUUUUAUGCUGUUGAAUUGUGUCGUUACACUGAGAGGUGUUUUUCAUUUUUGUCCACCCUUUUUACAUCAGUAAGUUGAGACUUAAAGCGUGAUAACUGAGUGUAAAUCCCAAUGCAUAGGUACCUAUAACUUCCUUUAUCGAGACUGUUUUUAUCUGUCCUUGGUGUGAUUACAAACCGAACCACAGCCCCUCUGCAUUUUGACCACUUCAGAGAUUCAGCUUGAAGCCAUAUUACAAAACUCUUUUGAAGGCUGCUGAUUAAAGAAUGGCUGUUUGCACAUCGAUAGUGAUUAGAAACAAAAGGGAAGGCAAUGUUGUAAAAAAAAACAAACAUAUACUCGUCUAAAGUUGGCAACUACUGAACCAUAUGUCCUUCCUCAGAGAUCUGAAUAGCCUGGAAAUUAAAAUCCAGAGAAUGUAAAGAUGAAGCGGUGCGGUUGUCUGUGAAGUUCGGACACCUCUGGGCAGACAGUCGCUUCGAUUCUGCUACUGACACACACAUUACCAGAGGCCUUACAUUUCCCUUUUCUGCCUUACAUUGACCAUUGUGUUGCGAGGCCUAGAAUGAACGCUGGUCACUCCCAAAUUGACUUUACGGAAAAGAAUCGACUGUUUACUCUGUGGAAAUAGGAAAAGGCCAUAUUUUCUAAAAAAGGCAUUGGCUUGUUUUCACUUUAAAGGAAAUGUACAAAGGAGAAAUCGUUCACCAACAUUAGGCAAUCUGUCACUGUCUCAAGCUCUGUUCCCCGAGUUAAUGCAAUGCCACCGCUGUUUCAUCAACAGUUAGCAUUCAUAGGCUGUAUAUACAUAUGCAACAUACCUUGGUAAAUAUUUUCAUUGUACAGGUUGUGUAUCUUGUAGGUUUUGGAUAAAAUCAUUUUAUCCACUCCCUUGUGUUUUUAUGUACAGUGUAUAAAGAACAUAUAAAGAACAAGUAAGUCA